Vicia villosa (hairy vetch) is the source of this 1824-nucleotide messenger RNA. Its product is annotated as F-box/kelch-repeat protein At3g23880-like. The record is from RefSeq and is a predicted model, not a curated record. Gene Ontology annotation, molecular function: protein binding. The coding region runs from base 10 to 1305 and encodes 431 amino acids. NCBI's taxonomy places the organism in Eukaryota, Viridiplantae, Streptophyta, Magnoliopsida, Fabales, Fabaceae. The transcript has 2 exons.
AAAGGACAAAUGUGGUACAGGCACAGCACACAGUACAGCUAUCCAACUUUCAAUCCAUCGAGUCUCCAUCUCCGCCACUUUCCUCACGCGAAAAUGGAUCUCCGUCCCUCUCAAUCUCGCCGUCCGCCCAGCUCUCCGUCGUCACCACCUAUCCUCCCCGACGAAAUCAUGGCAGAAGUCCUCUCCUUCCUUCCCGUCAAAUCUCUCAUGCAAAUGAAAAGCGUCAGUAAGUUCUUCAACUCCCUCAUUUCCGAUCCCACCUUUAUCAAAAUGCAUCUCCGUCGAUCCGAGCAAAACCCUCAACUCACACUCGUCUCAGGAAAAUCCGUAGCAGAUUUCCGUUUCGUCACUCUCCCUAUCAACAGUUUUCUCGAUAAUCCUCUUAUCACCGUUCCGGAGAAGCCUUUCCAUCCUUUGUUAGACACUGUCCAUUACUGGUUGGUUGGUUCUUGUAACGGGUUGCUCUGUUUUGCUCAUUAUUCUAGUUUCACCGGUAGCUACAGAGAUUGCUGGCUCAAUUUCUAUAAUCCAGCUACAAGUACUUUAUCUAGGAAAUUAGGGUAUUUUAAGGAUUAUUGCAAGCAUCGUUAUUUUUUCUCUAGAUAUGCAUUUGGUUAUGAUAGUUUAACUGAUAAUUAUAAAGUAGCCGCGUUACGAGUGAUUGGUGGUGAAAAUGGUGACAACGAAACUCAAUUGAGAACAGAGGUGAGAGUUUUUAGUUUGAAGGAUAAUGUUUGGGGAGAUAUUCAAGGUUUUCCGGUUGGACCUCUCCGGUUAACUCUUCCAAGUGAGAAUCAUGGUGUUUAUUUGAAUGGGAGUCUUAAUUGGCUGGCGCUACAAAAUUGUUACUCUGCGGAUAGGUUUUAUCAUAGUAGUGAUAUUAUUCUUGAUCAAUUUGUGAUCAUUUCGCUUGAUUUGGGUGCUGAGAGACACGUGGAGUUAAUGCCUCCGCAGGGUUUGGAGGAAGUGCCGUUGAUUGAGCCGACUAUUUCUGUGUUGCUGGAGUCUCUUUGUUUUUGUCAUGAUUUCAAACAGACUUGUUUGGUUAUAUGGCAGAUGAAGGAGUUUGGGGUUGGAGAGUCUUGGACUCAACUCUAUAGAAUUAAAUAUCAAAAUCUUCAACACAUUGGAUGCUGGUUGCCGUUGCACAUUUCUCAGGAUAUGAAUACUUUGGUAUUGGCAAACAAGCGAGACCUGCUAGCUAUUAUCUAUGAUUGGACAAAUAAUAGAGUAGAGAUAGUUACCAAUAAACCGCGAUGGGCCUUUUGCAAGGAUUAUGUUGAAAGUUUGGUUUCUAUUCGUUGAAAAUCGACAACCCCAACUUCAAGUACAUCAGGUGCCAUUGAUGGAACUCGGUAGAAUGUUGUAAGAAAAAGGAUGGGGCUUAUUGGAAUAACGAAUAAUUUCUCUAUUGAUGGAACUUGGUGGAAUGCUUGGAAGAAAAAGGAUGGGGCUUACUGGAACAACGAAUAAUUUCGCUAUUGAUGGAACUUGGUGGAAUGCUUGGAAGAAAAAGGAUGAGGCUGAUUGGAACAAUGAAUAAUUUCAUCAGUAACAAGUUACAGCACUCAUUUUGUUUAGCACAUUAUGACCCUCUUGAUGUUGCUCUUUAGGUUUCUUUGAAAACAUGUGUAGUGUAGCAACUUUCUGUGUUAUAGUUUGCUGGUUUUUGUGUAAAGGCAGGUGAAAGUCUUCAACUUUAUAAGUAAUUUAAGUACACUUUUUGUAGAACAGGUACAGUUCACAUUACAAUUCAAAUCUUGUUGUAGUUUUACAAGAUUCAAUUAAUGAUAUACUGAAAAUCUAUAUCCGGAUAUUCUUUUC